CGACGCACGCCCCUACCUCUCGCGCGUGUACGCCGACGCGAUAUUGCACCGCCCGAACAUUCGCGCGACACGCGCGAACGGGCCAAUGGAUUCGGCUUCUAGCUUUCUUAGCGCCGCGCUUUUUCGCAUCUCGUCGCUUUAAUAAUACCCCAAUGCUGAGGAUCGCUCACGGGGCUUUCGCGCACAAUGCCGCCUCGGAUAAACUUUCCGAGAACGCGCGCUAGUUGCGAGCGUGCGACCGCGAGCGCGCUUUCUUUUCUUUUUCCUCCUCUUUAACGAACUCGAGGGGGCUAAAAUAAAAAGUGCAUCGUAACUUUUUGGAGGUUGUUAUACGCGAGUUUCAGAAAUCUUGGCUGCCGUGGACAGCCGAAAAAAUAAAGAAGACUACGGUCCAAGUGGAACCGAGGAUGUGCCGAGAACUUGUCUUCUCUCGCGCCCGAAGCGUAGUGCUUCGAUAUAUGCAGUACAUUUGUGCCCAAAGUGAUUGAUACGCGCAUCUUUGCUCAGAUGGUUUUAAGUUGAUUGAUUUCCAAGGGCUUACAAUUUGAUGCGUAAACAUUUCAAGAAUAAAAAGUACAAAUAUCAUUGAAAAAUCUGGUGUACGUAUCAUUUUUCCACAUCAUUUUAUGUAAUGCAAAAGAAAAACAAGCUACGUAAAGCGGAGUAACUGAGUACGAAAACAUCCUUUUUGCAGACCAAGACCAUAUCGCGAAAUUUUUUGUAGCUUUUUUGUAGAUAGAAAAAAAUAAGUGUUAGGAGCAGAAGGAAAUCAAUAUAAACAAUGAUUUAAUUACAAAUUUGUUAGUCACUCGAAAAAAAAGCGCAAAAUGAAAAGGCAAGCGUCAAGAUCAGAAGGUUAACGAUGAAGAUAUGAUUGGGUAAAAAAUGGAUAUUGGUUAAAAUUUAUUUUUGAAUGUCGCAACUUAAUCAUGGAUUAUCUUGGUCAAUUUAUUGCCUUGGGCAUUGAUGGCUUGAUAUUUGGCAUUUGUAUGAAGCAAUAUUUUUAUUGUAAAAACUCGAUAAACGCUGUAAAAAAUGUAGAAUUUCAUGAAGUUGGUGAUAAUCUAAGUGAACUCAUAGAAAAAAGUGCAGAUAAUAAAAUUGAUUACAUUGCGAUAAGAGGCGCUGUGAAACCCAUUGGGGAACCUAUUCGUAGUAUCAAUAACAAAGAUAUUACCGGCGUAGUUCAAAAACUUAGUGUAAAAGAACAUGUUGUUGUUUGGACAACUUCUGGUUACUGGUCUGACCAAGAACAUACAAUGCAAGAGGUAUAUAAUUCUGUUCCAUUUGUCCUUGAAAAAGGCAAAAAUCAGAUUGAAAUAGUAGAUGCAAUGGCAGCUGAUAUCUUGGAUUUGGAAACAAUUUCUGAUUUCUUUGAACCUAGUGCACCUACCUUUGUUGAUUACCUAUGGGGUUUUUUUACUGGACAAAGACAACGUGGUCUGCAAUCUACAGAAGAAAUGUUGAGGGAAGGAUCCAUUAUAACUGGGAUUGGCGAAUUAUCAAAGUCUCAAUCUAAAGCAGAAUCUUUAGUCCUUCAACCACCAGUCAAUGGUACACCGUAUUACUUAACAACUAUGUCUUUAAGUUCAUUACUUAGGAAGUUAGACGACAAAAGGAAAAUUUAUAGAUGGUUAUGUUUAAUGUUUGGUGCAAUUGGAUUAUUUAUUGGGGGUAUAGCGUUGAAACGUUAUUUAAAAGAUAAAGAAGAACAAAGAUUGCAAAAUGAAUUACAAAAAUCUUUAGAAGAUACCCGUAAAGAAAGAAGACAAAGGGUGCGAGAUAGAGAACUUCGUGAAGAUCAGAUAUGUGUUAUUUGCUGCACAAAUCCUCGCGAAAUUAUCCUGUUACCGUGCGGUCAUGUUUGCUUAUGCGAAGACUGCUCGAUACACGUUACCUCGAACUGUCCAGUUUGUCGAAAAAAUAUUACGCAGAAGAGUGCUGCCUACAUUGCUUAAAAAUGAAAUUGUUUGGUUUUAUAAAUUCUAGGGAGUAUUUUUGUGAGUUAGAAAAAAUGAAAAAAAUAAAAACAAUGAAGAAGCUUAAGGUUUUAAAAAUAUAAACAUGAACUAUU
Phymastichus coffea is the source of this 2074-nucleotide messenger RNA. It is a transcript of the gene Mul1, whose product is annotated as mitochondrial E3 ubiquitin protein ligase 1. Gene Ontology annotation, molecular function: ubiquitin-protein transferase activity. Lineage: Eukaryota; Metazoa; Arthropoda; Insecta; Hymenoptera; Eulophidae. Gene Ontology annotation, biological process: protein ubiquitination; organelle organization. The coding region runs from base 930 to 1958 and encodes 342 amino acids. The record is from RefSeq and is a predicted model, not a curated record. The transcript has 7 exons.